This is a messenger RNA of Saccoglossus kowalevskii, 1701 nucleotides long. RefSeq lists its product as uncharacterized. The record is from RefSeq and is a predicted model, not a curated record. NCBI's taxonomy places the organism in Eukaryota, Metazoa, Hemichordata, Enteropneusta, Harrimaniidae.
AUGGAAGGUACUAAAUAUUCGUUAGUACCUUCCAUGGUUCAAGAGCGAAACGAAGAUUCACGGUGUUUACGCCACCAACGACAACUGUCUCUUGGGUUGGCGGACGUAGCCCACAGGGAACUUGUCGAGAAAUACUCGGCUUUGAAACGUAGACUCCAGCUCGGCAGCGCGGAAUGGAUCCAGGAGUUUCUGGAGGUGGACGGCAUUGGCGUACUGUUGGAAUCUUUUCGGCAAAUAUGUGAAAAGGGGGACGUGAAGAAACGACUGCCCGAUACGUAUUUACAGCUCGAGUGUAUUUGGUGUAUCAAAGCGGUGAUGAAUUCCGAAGCUGGGAUAGACUUUAUUAUCGACAAUGCCGACUGUGUGCAGAAACUGGCAACAGGCCUGGAUACUGAAGAUGUUAAAGUCAAGAAACCAAUAUUUGAACUGCUCAGUGCGAUGUGUAUAUAUUCUGCCGAUGGAUAUAAGCGGGCGUUGGAGGCUAUUGAGCACUACACGUAUGGAUUCAAUGACCCAAACUUCGAACUGUCAACUAUCAUAAUACCGAGUGUCAUAUUUGGGUUAAACAGAAAUCUAGGCAUUCCAACUAAUCAAAUCAAACGUACUGAAUCAUUCAUAUAUAAAAUGCAUGAUGCUGCAUUUUCUACAUUAGCUUGUGAGGCACCAGUGUUCGACGGUCAAUAUAAUGUCUUAUCUACCUUUGCAUGUGACGCACCAGUGUUGGACGGUCAAUAUGAUAUACUAUCUACCUUUGCGUGUGACGCAUCAGUGUUAGACGGUCAAUAUGUUGUGUUAUCUACCUUUGCGUGUGACGCAUCAGUGUUAGACGGUCAAUAUAACGUCUUAUCUACCUUUGCGUGUGACGCAUCAGUGUUAGACGGUCAAUAUGAUGUGUUAUCUACCUUUUCUUGUGACGCAUCAGUGUUAGACGGUCAAUAUGAUGAACUAUCUACCUGUGCGUGUGACGCAUCAGUGUUAGACGGUCAAUAUGAUGUGUUAUCUACCUUUGCUUGUGACGCACCAGUGUUAGACGGUCAAUAUAAUGUCUUAUCUACCUUUGCGUGUGACGCAUCAGUUUUAGACGGUCAAUAUGAUGUGUUAUCUACUUUUUCUUGUGACGCAUCGAUGUUAGACGGUCAAUAUGAUGUACUAUCUACCUGUGCGUGUGACGCAUCAGUGUUAGACGGUCAAUAUGAUGUGUUAUCUACCUUUGCUUGUGACGCACCAGUGUUAGACGGUCAAUAUGAUGUACUAUCUACCUGUACAUGCGGCGCAUCAGUGUUAGACGGUCAAUAUGAUGUGUUAUCUUCCUUUGCGCGUGACGCAUCGAUGUUAGACGGUCAAUAUGAUGUACUAUCUACCUUUGCCUGUGGCGCAUCAGUGUUAGACGGUCAAUGUGAUGUGUUAUCUACCUUUGCUUGUGAGGCAUUAGUGUUGGACGGUCAAUAUGAUGUGUUAUCUCCCUUUGCGCGUGACGCAUCGAUGUUAGACGGUCAAUAUGAUACCUCGAAAGGACAGCGGUACAGAUUCAGUUUCGUAGUUGAAGAACUCAAGAAGGCGGGUAUUGUAGACUACAAGACGGCUUUGUUAGCUUUCGUCAACAGCAUAUUGCUUUCCACAGAGAAACUAGAAGACAGGACACGACUUAGAAAUGAAUUUAUCGGUCUUCGCAUUAUCGAUGUCCUAGCUGCUAUAAGGUAA